This is a messenger RNA of Didymella exigua CBS 183.55, 1521 nucleotides long. Its product is annotated as cytochrome P450. Gene Ontology annotation, molecular function: iron ion binding; oxidoreductase activity, acting on paired donors, with incorporation or reduction of molecular oxygen; monooxygenase activity. The transcript is spliced from 3 exons. The record is from RefSeq and is a predicted model, not a curated record. Lineage: Eukaryota; Fungi; Ascomycota; Dothideomycetes; Pleosporales; Didymellaceae. The coding region runs from base 1 to 1521 and encodes 506 amino acids.
AUGGCCAUUUUCACCACAGUCAACGUAAUCAUUUCCCUCCUCGCCAUCUACCUAACCCGAAGAAUUCACUGUUACUUCACCACCGGUCGACGUUUGCGUGCAUUCGCCGCCCAACACGGCUGUCUCUCUGCCAAAAGGCGCCAAACACCCUUCACCUUCGGUCUGUGUUUCUGGUACGCCCAGAUCAAAGCUAUCAAAGAGCACCGUUUGCUACCGCACAUGCAAUCCAGCUUCUCUGAGCUCGAAUGCCAUACACGGCACCACUACAUCCUGGGAACCGACAUCUACACCACAGAAGAUCCAGAGAAUGUCAAGGCCGUGCUCGCCACAGAUUUCAGCAAGUGGAGUCUCGGCCGCGAACGCAUCGAUGAAAUACGAUCCUACCUCGGGAUGGGCAUUUUCGUCAACGAGGGAGCGGCGUGGAAGCACUCUCGCGAGAUGCUGCGGCCGUGUUUCGAGCGCAGCGUUAUCUCCGACACAGAAUCUCUAGAGCGACACGUGCAGCGCCUGUUUGAGCUUGUGCCGAAAGAUGGGAGCGCGGUGGACCUUCAGCCCCUAUUGCAUGAUCUGAGUAUGGACAUGGCGACCGAUCUACUGUUUGGACGGAGUACGAAUGCACUCGAUAAGGGACAGAACGCGAGCGAGGUGCAAGCCUUCUGCGAUGCAUUCGACUACGCAUCCAACCCUUUUGAGCGAGAAGCAUUCAAGAAGUGGGGCACAAUCACGCUCUUCCUGCCCGAUCGCUUUAACAAGGCGAAGAAGAAGCACGUCAAGAUCAUGCAAGACUUCGUCGACCGUAUCAUCGACGCGCACAUCGCCGGAUCUAGAACAGAAGGAAAGCAACGAUACAACUUCAUUUCUGCCCUCCUCGAAGCGACUCCAAACCGUACAACAAUCCGCUCCGAGCUGCUCAACAUCCUGCUCGCCGGCCGCGAUACCGUGGCCUCCCUCCUCAGCAACCUCAUCUGGAACCUCCCGCGCCACCCCUCCGUUCUCGCCAGACUCCGGGUUGAGAUCGAGCAAGCCGUGGGUAGUAAUGCGCCGACCUACGAACAGCUCAAGGAUAUGAGAUUCCUCAAGGCCGUCGUGAGCGAGAGCCAGAGACUGUAUCCCGUCGUCCCCCUUAACUCGAGGGAGGCGUUGGAAGACACGUUGCUCCCGCGCGGGGGCGGCGCGCAUGAGAGUCAGCCCGUGCUCGUGCCCAAGGGGAGCUAUGUUGCGUGGCACAUGUACAGCAUGCAGCGCCGUUCCGACCUUUUCGGGGCUGACGCUGAUGCGUUCCGCCCGGAGAGGUGGCUGGAGCCGGGGUUCAGGCCUGGCUGGGCGUUUGUCCCGUUUUCUGGUGGCCCCAGGGUGUGUAUUGGGCAGAGCUUUGCGCUGACGGAGGCCAUGUAUGUUGUGGUGAGGUUGGUGCAGGGGUUUGAUAUCGAGAGGAGGGAUUUCGACGCGUGGAGGGAGAAAUUCAGCAUCACCUGCACGGGGCUGAAUGGCUGCAAGGUCGGAUUGACACCUAGGACGUGA